This is a messenger RNA of Manduca sexta (tobacco hornworm), 2093 nucleotides long. RefSeq lists its product as uncharacterized. The record is from RefSeq and is a predicted model, not a curated record. NCBI's taxonomy places the organism in Eukaryota, Metazoa, Arthropoda, Insecta, Lepidoptera, Sphingidae.
UCAACUGAGCGAGUACGUCGAAUCGAAUGAAGUGAUUAACGAUGGACCUGUGGUUGAAGUCCCCCCACUCAGAGACAGAGUCCGGCAAUGGAGUCUUCCAGAGUAUAACACUCCAGAGAAUUCCAGAAAGGCUGUGGAAGAGACUUAUUCCACAGCUGGAACGUUUCCGAUGCCAGAACCGAAAGAGAAGGAACCAUUGCUAGCUGAACUUGAAGUUGUGGGGAGAUUACCCUUGACCCAAUUGGAGACGGCGUCAGGAGUCAGGAGGAGUAGGAGCUGGUACCUCUGUUGUCCAAACAUGGGAGAUGAAGAGGUUUCCAGAGAGUCCUCCUGGAGAUACUCAAGUCUGCGGCCUGUAACUGCCCCGCCGGUUCCUGGACAGAAUGGGAUGAGCGUGGUGACUACGCAAUCAAGUGGUAACGACAUGGUGGCCCUUCGUGCUGAGCGUGACGCUCUGGCGAGGGCCUUAGCCGCUGAGAGGCAGCGGGCGGCCACCGCUGCGAGAGCUCAUGAUGCGAGGCUGGCGGAGCUCCACGGGGUCAUAGCUGAGCUGGUCAGGAGACGUGCGGCGGACAAACACGCCAGGGCCAUACCGGAGGAGGAGGUUUCUGACGAGUGCGAAUCGACCACACAGCUAGCCGGAGAACUGGACAACGACGCGGACAGGUCCAGGACUGAACAGAACGACUCGUCGUCCCUGGUGAGUCCGGCGGAGUUGCCGACUCCUCAGGAGCCGAAGGUGGCUCCAGACCUGGCCGACAACAGCACCGACACCAGCUCGCACGAUGCUGCCGGGCCAGAGAACCCGUGCGUGGAGGUGACGUCACCUCAGAGUCAGCAGGACACGGAGAACUGCGACACCAGCCUGAACCUCUCGGAGAGGGACUCCGAGAUAUGCCUCAACACUGCUAGAUGCUGUCAGUACGCGCGGCAGGCUCACGGCGGCAGCUCCGGCAGCUGCGAGCGGCAGCACGGCUCGCCUGACGCGCGGCUGUAUACUCCAUCUCCUGGUCGCUCGGAGUCCAGACAAGCUAAGAUAGCGUCCAGGGUCCGCCUCAGGAAGACCGAAGACUCCGACUCCACCAACCACGUGAACAAUGAAGGGAGCUGGUGCGCGGAGGCGGCGGAGCGGCUCGCGCUGGAGGUGUGCGCGCACGCAGACCUGCGCGAGGCACUCGUCAGCGCCGCUAAUGAUGGGUGCGCGCUGUCGGCGCAGGUGUGCGCGCUGCGGGCGCGGUGCCGCUGCCUGCGCGCCGACCGCGCCGUGCUCGCCUGCGCGCUCGACCGCGCCGUGGACACCGCGCACAGGCUGUCGACGUGUUGCGCGGCGCACGAGGCGUCGUCGGUGUCGCUGUGUCUCGCGCUGCGCGCCGCCGACCGCGCGCUCGAGGCGUACGACGUGCUGCUCGCGCUCGCCGAGACCGACCAGCGACACGCGCAGCGUGCGUCGGCGGAGCUAGUGGCGCGGCAGUUGCUGGCGCGGCUGGACGCGGAGCAGGUCGCGACCAUCGGUGAACCACUCCUGUCUCCGGGACCCUGGCUCCAACACGACACUCAGGCGGGCGGCGCGGAGGGCGCGGAGGGCGCGCGGUGGAGCGCGGAGAGCGAGGCGCGGCUGCGCGCGCACGCGGCGCGGCUGAAGGCGGACACGGUGGCGCUGCGCGACACGCAGCCGCCGCCGCAUCUCUUCACGUACCACGACGGGUCCGAGGAGCCGCUGCCGGAGCCGACGGGCGCGUUCAGUAUGGCCGCCAUGGAGGACGCCGUCGACAUGCAGGAGGCGCUGUGCUCGCUGGAGGCGCUGGCGCAGACUCGCGCGCUGCACGCCGCCGCACAGGAGUCUCCGCGCGGGCGGCGCCGGCGCGCGCGGCACUGGCUCGCGCCCGCCGCCGAGACCGAGCUGUGAGCGCGCCGGACACAACCGACAUGUACGGGAAUGUCGUAAGCGACAUCCACACAGUAUGGGCCUGCACUCCGAAAAUUAAAAAAAUGCGAGUGUGUACUUAUGUCGCACGUAAGAAGUUAUACUUAAUGAUUUCUUAUGUUUACGCGAAUGUUAGACAUUGAAAUUAAACUAAUUUUCCGGAUUCUAU